Molecule: messenger RNA, 761 nt
Organism: Cercopithifilaria johnstoni
Lineage: Eukaryota; Metazoa; Nematoda; Chromadorea; Rhabditida; Onchocercidae
Source: the annotation of a GenBank genome assembly
AUGGCAUCAUCGGAAGUCACAAAUGAAAUUCUAGAGCAACCCCCUGAGACAACGCCACGCUAUGCGGAAAAAUAUGGAAAUGCUAAUAUCAAGAAUACAGUAACUGUGCAGAAGAAAGUGAUUAAUGAAUCGAACUCAUUGAUGCAAAUUGAAUCUCUUACUGUCGCUGCAGAAUUGCAGAGAAUUGAAGAAAUGAGAAAAGUAGAAAACAGAGACGGAAAAGCAGGAGAAGCCAUUGCAAAGAGAGCGCUGAUGAUGCAAACAGAAAACGAAAUGCAAACUUCUGCUGGCGGAAGCAAUAAUACUUAUAAGAUGAAUGAAGAAUUUGGUAUAGUUGCAGUUGAAAAUGGAUCGGCGCGAAAUAAGCGGAAGCCGAAAUUCAUUAAUCAUAUCAUUUAUGAUAACAUCAAGCAAAGUGGAAGUGAAACGGAAUAUGCUGUACAAGAAUACUUCGAUGAGUCCGAAGAAGAGCCUAUUGAUUUAAGCAACAGGAAUGGACAAAGUGAGAUACUGAAUAAACAACCUGAUGAGGUCAUAUUAAGUGAACAACACUACGAGGAAAGGACCGAUAAACCAAACAGUGAGAAGAUCGACAAUCCGAAUAACGCUUUAUCAAGUGCCAAACGAAAGCGUAAUGAAUUGGAAUUAUCAAAACUUAAUCAAAAAUAUGGCAACAGAACAUUCUCGACAUUUACGCCAUCGGAGCAACAAGAACUUCAGCGUAAAGCUUCAAAUAUUUACAAAGGUGCAACAUUUAGAAG